UCCAGUGCGGUUUGGCUUUUUCCGCUGGCUUCGGCUUCUACAACCGCACACGGUUUACCGGUCGAUCGACGUCUUCGAAAGUAUAGGCACAGUUCUUAUUAAAUGAAGUAAAAGUGUUGUGAGUGUGGUUACCUGGUGGUGUCGCGCGGUUAAAGUAGCAACUGGUCUGGAAGAGUGUGGCGAGCAAAUUGUAGUUCAAGAAUACUAAACAACCUGUUACUGAACUGAAGCCGUUGCAUUGUGAAGGACAAAUCUAAUUAGGCUCGUGGAUAAGUCAUAAAAAGUGCAACGUGGGCAAACCCUGACCUAUACCGUAGUCGGGGCGACUGACCGUCUGGAAGACACCGAGCAAAACAAAACAGCGCGCGUGCCUUUGCGACAGCUAACAUCGCCAGCCGGUGACAGAGACCGACCGGAGCGACAUGCGGCAGAGCGGGCGAUGCGGUCGGUUUUGGGCCGCGCUCACGCGCAAAAAACGCAACGAAGACGACGGAAGUGAUUCACAGCUGGCACGUGUUCUCUCGCUGCUCGAUCUGACCGGGCUGGGGGUCGGCAGUACGCUAGGGUUGGGCGUGUACGUGCUGGCCGGUUCGGUGGCUCACGAGCAAGCCGGUCCCGCGGUGGUCAUUUCGUUUUUGGUUGCGGCCGUGGCGUCGGCCAUUGCCGCUCUCUGCUAUGCCGAGUUCGCCGCUCGCGUUCCGAAAGCUGGUUCUGCAUACAUCUACAGCUACGUCAGUAUUGGCGAGUUUGCCGCAUUUACGAUCGGAUGGAAUCUGAUUUUGGAAUAUGUGAUCGGUACAUCCAGCGUGGCACGUGGUAUGAGCGGUUACAUCGAUGCCCUGAUAGACAACAAGAUGAGCAAUGCGCUACGGGAAGCGAUGGGCAUGAACGUAGAAAUCCUGUCGGAUUAUCCCGACUUUUUCUCCUUCAUAGCGGUGCUCAUCCUUGCGGCCCUGCUGGCGUACGGUGUCAAAGAGUCCACUCUGAUGAAUAAUAUUUUCACCGGAGUGAACCUGUGCGUUAUAGGCAUUGUACUUGUUGCCGGUGGCAUGAAUAGCGAUGCUGCUAACUGGAACAUCCGUCCCGAGGACGUUCCACCGGAAGAUAUCCCCGAAGGUGUAGAUUUAGGAGUGGGCGGUUUCGCGCCAUACGGGUUUGCGGGAAUCAUGGCUGGAGCCGCCAAAUGUUUCUACGGAUUCGUAGGAUUCGAUUGUAUUGCCACCACCGGGGAAGAGGCGAAGAACCCCAGCCGCAACAUUCCACUGGCCAUCGUUAUCUCACUGAUAAUAAUAUUUUUGGCUUACUUCGGUAUCUCGACGGUGUUAACCAUGGCGCUACCUUAUUAUCUUCAGGAUCCAAGUGCUCCGUUCCCACAUUUGUUCGGUAAGCUGGAAUGGCACGAAAUAAAAUGGAUCGUUUCGGUUGGAGCUAUCUUCGCCCUUUGUACUAGCUUGUUGGGUGCCAUGUUUCCACUGCCACGUGUCUUGUAUGCAAUGUCUACGGACGGAGUUAUAUACAAAAAACUGAAAACAGUCCAUCCGAAAACGCAAACCCCGGUGCUGGCAACGAUUUUGGCUGGAAUUUUAGCAGCUACAAUGGCUUUACUAUUCAACCUGCAGCAGUUGAUCGAUAUGAUGUCGAUCGGAACAUUGAUGGCUUACACGAUUGUUGCUGUUAGUGUCCUUGUGCUCCGAUAUGAAGACACCAGUUCCAUGCAACGCACCGCGGUAACGAUACCGAAUGUGCUCAGGCAGCUGUUCAACACAUCCAAAUGUAAAGAUCCCACCCAAAUGUCGUCGGCAAUCGUUAAGAUUGUGACUGCUUUAUUCGCUGUUCUGGUUUGUGCUGUCUGCAGUAUAUUGGUUCUGGCAUCAGAUCAGAUAUCCUCGGACCAACCAGGAAUCAUCGCAGGCCUCGUGGUACUCGGAUGCGCCAUGAUCCUGCUAACAAUUAUAGUCGCCUGCCAACCGACAGAUAAGAUUGAACUCACCUUCAAAGUUCCCCUGGUUCCUGUCCUGCCGCUGUUGAGUGUAUUUUUCAACCUCUACCUAAUGUUCCAGCUUGAUGCCGGAACCUGGAUCCGAUUUGCCGUUUGGGUUGCCAUCGGUUAUUUCAUCUACUUCACCUACGGCAUCCGACACUCGGUGGAGGGAGUGAUCGCUAAGGAAAAAGCCGCAGAUGCUGAGGUGAACGGCAACACCUGCCUAGCCAAGAAUGGUAUUGACAACAACGGAUUCGACGCCAGCCACGAUCGAAUCUUCUCGAGCAUUCCGAACGAAUAUCCUCGGAAGAGUUCGAAAAACUCGUACACAUUGAAUAGCGAUUGAUGAUACGUUGCUAAGCAACUCAGUACAAACUAAACAGUGCAAUCAAUCAGGUCAAUCACAGAGACAUUAGAUUUUAUAUCAGCUCUCUCGAAUCGUUUGUUUUAUAUCCUCCCCGAGGCAGCUAGCAACUCUGUCAGAACGUCAGAACGAAUCAGAUUCGUUCCAAGCAGCGAAUCCAUUCCCAUUUGAAAAAGAUUUAAUUUUGAGUCUUAUCAUAUCCAAGAGAACAGAAACAUUUCGUGAUAUUGAAAUUUUUGUUCAAACGAUGUAAGAUUAUGUAUUUCGUCGCAGAACGCUUAAUCGCAGGCGUCGUGGCAAACCAAAAUCAGGCUUGUGAUAAAAGUAUUUAAAGUAAGUUUUAUCAGUGUAUCGAAUGGUGGAAAUGCGACCAUUUUAUAAUAGUGAUCCUUAUCUUCGACGCCGGAGGUAACCUAGUUAUUAAAUAGGUGCAUUAUGAUAGAACCAACAUGCGUUGAAUGUUGAUAGAUACAAAAGUUAAUCAAAAAAUCACAGUCAUCAUCCCUCUGUUUAUCACUGCCCGUGUUUCAGACACGCGUUAGACACUACACUUAAUCAUGUUUCAGCAGUCCGAGGCAUAAUCACAGUUAUUAUCACUUUCCAUGCAACCGCAGUUGGUACAUAUCCAUCCAUAUGUAGUACAUAUGUAGCUGCAUUCCGAAAAUUUUCAUGUACUGAUAACUACGAACAAAGCUUUUGUCCUAAUAAUCGUUAUCUGGCCUAGCCUCCAUCGGAUAAGCUCUUAUUACGCAUUUAUGGGGAAUUUAAAUUCAUACGUGGAUUAAACCCGUGCAAGGUACAAUUGAUUGUUUUGCGCAACAAUAUUACUGCUUAAUUGAGCAAUAAAAUAACUGUGGAAAGCUGGGUGCAACUUUCGUUUAUCAGAAGAUAGGUCUAUUGGCAAAAAAAUAAAACAAACUCUAAGAAAAGUAGAUCGGUGCUUUUUCAACCAAGAGUUCAAUCAGUUCCAAAACAAAAACAAACACAAACGAACUUGAACCGUAAAAAAACAUUACAUAAAGAUAUAAAAUAAAUUUUGCAAAACAGAAUAGUGAAGCGAUUUUGAAAUGCGUCUUAAAUGAUUAUGUUCAUAAUGUUUAUAAUUAUUCUACUAUUUCAUCAAAUGUGCCACAUUCACAACACUUUUAGUAUAAUAAAGUGCUGUACUACAUUCUUUUCCCACGCACAGUAAAAUAUUAAUACAAAUAAAAACCAUUAAUACAAACAAAAACAAUUUCAUGUUAAAAUUGAUGAAGCAAUUACUGGUCAAAAAAAGUAGCGUUCAGCCAUCUUAAGGAGUGAGUGCCUUUUAAAAGAGUAAAAAUGUAUUUUACAGUUUAAGUGUAAGAAUACCAAUUGUAAAAUAAAUAG
Messenger RNA from Sabethes cyaneus, 3716 nucleotides. RefSeq names its product cationic amino acid transporter 3 (gene slif). The coding region runs from base 423 to 2327 and encodes 634 amino acids. The record is from RefSeq and is a predicted model, not a curated record. Lineage: Eukaryota; Metazoa; Arthropoda; Insecta; Diptera; Culicidae. The transcript has 5 exons. Gene Ontology annotation, cellular component: plasma membrane. Gene Ontology annotation, biological process: transmembrane transport; amino acid transport. Gene Ontology annotation, molecular function: amino acid transmembrane transporter activity.